This is a messenger RNA of Cucurbita maxima (winter squash), 2654 nucleotides long. Its product is annotated as FT-interacting protein 1. The coding region runs from base 81 to 2396 and encodes 771 amino acids. The record is from RefSeq and is a predicted model, not a curated record. Lineage: Eukaryota; Viridiplantae; Streptophyta; Magnoliopsida; Cucurbitales; Cucurbitaceae. The transcript has a single exon.
UGAGUUGAGGAAGUUGAAGGCUAUACUUAUUCUGAGUGUAUAAAAGUUUAUUGCUUUUUGAUAUCAGGCAGAGUAGAAAGAUGCAGAAGCCUCUUCAACCUCAUGAUUUUUCUCUUAAGGAGACCUAUCCUAAAAUAGGCGCGGUGUCACUAAUGGGAGACAAGCUGUCUAAUACGUAUGACCUUGUGGAGCAAAUGCAAUACCUUUAUGUUUAUGUGGUGAAAGCUAAAGAUUUACAUGGAAAAGAAGUCACUGGUAGCUGUGAUCCUUAUGUGGAAGUGAAACUUGGAAAUUAUAAGGGAACAACAAAACACUUUGAGAAGAAGUCCAAUCCUGAGUGGAAACAAGUUUUUGCUUUCUCAAGAGAACGAAUCCAAGCGUCUCUUUUGGAAGUGGUCGUGAAAGACAAGGCUUAUGUAAUAGAUGAUUUCAUGGGGCGGGCUAUUUUCGAUCUCAACGAUGCUCCAAAACGUGUCCCUCCUGACAGUCCGCUGGCACCGCAAUGGUAUAGGCUGGAGGAUCGAAAGGGGGAUAAAGUCAAAGGAGAGCUUAUGUUGGCUGUGUGGAUGGGAACUCAAGCAGAUGAAGCAUUUCCUGAUGCCUGGCAUUCAGAUGCUGCAACUGUGGGAUCUGAAGCCAUUGCUAGCAUCAGAUCAAAGGUUUAUCUUUCUCCCAAACUUUGGUAUGUAAGAGUAAAUAUCAUUGAAGCUCAGGAUCUAGUACUGAGUGAUAAAAGUAGGUAUCCAGAAGUUUUUGUGAAGGUUAUUAUUGGGGCUCAAGCUAUAAGAACCAGGAUAUCUCAAAGCAAGACUAUAAACCCAAUGUGGAAUGAGGACUUACUGUUUGUGGCUGCUGAGCCAUUUGAGGAGCCAUUGCUUCUGACAGUAGAAGACAAGGUGGCAUCAAACAAAGACGAAAUUCUAGGGAGGUGUUUGAUUCCCCUGCAAAAUGUGCAGAGGCGAUUAGAUCAUAAACCUGUUAGCACUAGAUGGUAUAAUCUUGAGAAACAUAUUAUUGCAGAUGGUGAACAGAAAAAAGAAGUUAAGUUUGCCAGUAGGAUUCAUCUUAGGAUUUGUUUGGAUGGUGGGUAUCAUGUGUUGGAUGAGUCAACCCACUACAGUAGUGAUCUUAGGCCUACUGCAAAACAGUUGUGGAAAUCUAGUAUUGGGAUUUUUGAGUUGGGGAUUCUUAGUGCUCAAGGGCUCAUACCAAUGAAGAUGAAAGAUAGCAGAGGGACGACUGAUUCCUAUUGCGUGGCAAAAUACGGACAGAAGUGGGUUCGAACGAGGACUAUUGUAGACAGUUUCACUCCGAAGUGGAACGAACAGUACACUUGGGAGGUUUUUGAUCCCUGCACUGUUAUUACUAUUGGGGUGUUUGAUAAUGGUUAUAUAGGUGGGGGAAGCAGCGUAAAAGAUUCAAGGAUUGGAAAAGUUCGGAUUCGGCUAUCGACCCUUGAAACUGAGAGGGUCUACACUCAUUCAUAUCCUCUUCUGGUCCUUCAUUCUUCAGGAGUGAAGAAAAUGGGUGAAGUGCAGUUGGCUGUAAGGUUUAGUUGUUCAUCUUUGAUUAACAUGCUGCAUAUGUACUCCAGCCCAUUGUUGCCAAAAAUGCAUUACAUUCACCCAUUAUCAGUAAUUCAGCUUGAUAGCUUAAGGCGCCAGGCUAUGCAAAUUGUGUCGAUGAGACUAGGCCGUGCCGAGCCUGCGUUGAGGAAAGAGGUCGUCGAGUAUAUGUUGGAUGUGGAUUCACAUAUGUGGAGCAUGAGGAGAAGCAAAGCCAAUUUCUUCAGAAUAAUGGGAGUUUUAAGUGGCUUGAUGGCCUUGGGUAAAUGGUUUGAUCAUAUUUGCAACUGGAAGAACCCCAUUACAACAAUAUUAAUUCACAUCCUUUUCAUCAUUUUAGUUCUUUAUCCCGAGCUCAUUCUUCCAACCAUCUUUCUCUACCUUUUCGUUAUCGGUAUUUGGAACUUCAGGCGUAGGCCUAGACACCCCCAACACAUGGACACCAGGUUGUCUCAUGCUGAUGCAACUCAUCCUGAUGAACUAGAUGAAGAAUUUGACUCCUUUCCUACAUCCCGAUCUACCGAUAUCAUUCGGAUGAGAUACGACCGCCUUCGGAGCAUAGCCGGGAGGGUGCAAACUGUGGUCGGGGAUCUUGCAACUCAAGGAGAAAGGUUUCAGUCGCUACUGAGUUGGAGAGAUCCAAGAGCAAGUGCUAUCUUUGUAACAUUCUGCUUGAUUGCCGCUAUAAUUUUGUAUGUUACACCAUUUCAAGUUAUUUGCCUCGUUGCAGGCAUUUAUGUGCUGAGGCAUCCAAGAUUUCGCCACAAACUUCCUUCGGUUCCUUCAACCUUCUUUAGAAGAUUGCCUGCAAGAUCAGACAGCAUGUUGUGAGCAGAAGUUUAUUUGAAUUAAUGUUCAUUGCCUGUUUAUAUGUAUUCUCCAUUACAUUAACUAGUCUCUUGAAACUCCCUCUCCUUUGGUUUGUUCACUCAACUCCAUCUCCUUCGAUUUGUUCAGAUUUGUUCACUUCAGAAGUCAAUGUUUAAUGGUAUUCAACUCAGCUCCAUCUACUUCGGUUUGUUCACUUCAGAAGUCAAUGUUUAAUGGUAUUCAACUACAUAAAUCGAAAAGGAAAUAUUUAUUGGUUCU